Messenger RNA from Phytomonas sp. Hart1, 1210 nucleotides. NCBI's taxonomy places the organism in Eukaryota, Euglenozoa, Kinetoplastea, Trypanosomatida, Trypanosomatidae. The record is from the annotation of a GenBank genome assembly.
GGUCUUGGGACACUAAUAUUGAUUCUCCAUUAGAGGUCCUUGAAUGUUCUUUAUGCAUCGUCAGCGAUGGCGCCUCGCCCCGAACAGGGACCCCUUUAAAGUGCUUGGGCUUAAUCGAUCAGUUUCGAAAGCCGAAGUGAAGGUGAAGUACCGCGAGCUCGCGCGUGUCUACCACCCCGAUUCCGAAACUGGAAACAGCAAAAAGAUGGAGGAGAUCAACCAGGCGUAUAAACUGCUUAUGAAGGAAGGCGGGUUUGAGCGGCUGCACCUGCCGACGAAUCAAAGCAGCGAUGGACAGAACAGGAGCCCGUCUGAGGAACGACGCCGCCGCACCGUCAGCACGAGCGCGCCGUACGCCGCCGAACAGCAGGCUGAGGGCGGCUCCACUUCCUCGACGUCUACUAAAUCCACCACCUUCCACGGUGCUGCGCUUUCGGACGAGGAGAUGGAAAAGCUCAGCGCUCUCGAUCCGACUACGGAGCGGUACACCCCUUCGGGUAAAUACCUGUAUCAAAAUCGUGAUGAUCAUACUUGGGUUGAGCUGGAUCGGCCUUUGUACAUGUCUGAGCGGCCUCGUUAUAAGUCGUUUACUUCCGAUGGGAACAUAUUUGAGGAGAUGCGUAGACGUGCGAUCGAGAAGGAAAAGGAACAAAACGAGAAGACAGCAUUCCAACGUGCCACAGAUCGAGUUGCUGAUAGCGCAGAUUUGCCGACUCGAAACCCACGGUUGCUUAUGCUUUACGUUUGCGUGCUCUUUGUUGCGUUUUAUUUUACGUUUCAGAGGACUUUUGCGCGAACGAAGCAUCAAAGGAAUCGAACCAUCUUUUAUGAUGAUCUUGAGGCUCAGAGAGCUCAAAUGGGGCGGGUUUAUGAAGAAUACAAGGAUGGAUUAGAAUUGUCAGCCGCCACUGCGGGCAUUAUUUUUUUAGCUGCCAGCGAGGGACGAAUGAUGGCUGAUCCCGUUCAGCCUCCCGUGCCUGAGGUUUACUUCCACGCAGUGUGCCCACCGAAGUGCCAUUUUAACGUCGUUGCGGGUGGUUAAGAAUCGAGGAUGGUGUAAUGGUUUGAAAACAUGAUAUACCUAUUUUUUCAUAUUUUUGUAUCCACAGAUUUGAGCCUUACACAUUGUUUUAUUUAUUAUACGUAAUUUUCCUAUCUGUUUAUCUUUGAAUUUAUUCUUUACUACAAAUAAAGAAGAGAAAUAUUUUAA